CCAGCGUGGCCGACCUGCUGCCGGAAGAGCCCCGGCAGGGCGGCGCCGGCUCGCUGGGCGCUGGCGCGGGGUGGCUCGGGCUGCCCGGGUCGCUGGCGGUCCAGCCGCCCGCCGGCGCCUGGGCCUGGGCCCUGCCCGGCCUGGCCUGCCUCUCCCUCGCGGGCUGCGCCUGCGGCGUGCUGUACACGGCGGUCUGCGGGAGGCGCCGGGCCCACGCGAAGGGGUCGGUGCAGGCGCGGCAGGGCUCGAGCCGGGCGCCGCGGGAGCAGCUCCCCGGGCUGUGCCCUGCCGCGCGGCAGCCCGUGCCCAUCGGGGAGGAGCCGUGGCUGCAGAGGCGCGCGCGCUGCGCCCCCGACGGUGCGGGCGUCGCCGCCCCCCGCGAUGCGGCGGACGCCAGCGGCGGCGGGAGCCCGCGGGGCGAGGGCGCGCCGGCGCCGUCCGCCGACCGAGCGCCGCUGCUGUGGCCGCCGCACCGCCCGGGCUUCGAGACCGCGGCGGCGGACGCGGCCGCGGACCCGCCGACGCUGGCGGACAGCGCCGGACUCGCCGCGGGCCCGCGGUCCUUGGCGCCGCCGAGCCUCGCGCCGCCUGGUCCGGGCUUCGGGCCGCCGGCGCCCAGCUUCGGGCCGCCGGCGGGGUCGCCGCGCGCCUUCGCGAGGCCGGCGCUGCCGGCGCAGGGCGCGCCCGGCCAGGCGCUGGGGCUGCCGCCCCCCCCGGCGCUGAGCCCGAGGCUUCUGCAGGCCCCCUUCCAGCCGCUCGCCCACGCGGGCUCCGUGCGGCCGGGCGCCGGGCCGCAGCACUCGUUCUCGCGGGCGCCAGGCCCCCUCCUGAUGUACGCGUGAGGGCCCGCGGGUGUUGGUGGGGCGCCGCGCCGCGGAGUCGCGGCCUGCCCUGCACCUCCUCGCGCUCGUCGUCGUCGUCGUCGUCGUCGUCGUCGUCGUCGUCGUC
Prorocentrum cordatum is the source of this 948-nucleotide messenger RNA. The record is from the annotation of a GenBank genome assembly. Lineage: Eukaryota; Dinophyceae; Prorocentrales; Prorocentraceae.